AUCUCUAGCCCUUUUGGUUGGGUAUUUAUGUAAAUUACUAAAAAGUGCAUGUGCACUUUAACCGUAGAAAAGAAAAGUGUUGAGUUGGACCCUCAAGCAAACCAAUCGACUGAAGAAUAUAGCGCAACCUUCGGCCCUUUCACAGUCCCAAUCAACGUUUUGUAUUAGGGGCGCGGCGCCCACUGAAAAGACCAAAAACAGACAUCCUUUGGCAACAAAGCAAUAUAAUAUCAAUACUUUCUGUUCUGCCAGUAUCCCGAAGCAGCCGUCAGUCACAAUGGCCGAGCGACCGAAAAAUUUGUUUGCAACUGGACCCAGUCGUUCGCGCAACCCUCCCGAUCAGCUCAGUCUGAACAACCUAAGCAUUCGCCAUCCGCCCUCGUCAACCUCGUCGACUUCGUCCGGGUCUACAUCUUCGGGCUCCAGCUCCUCAUCUCAACAUAACAAUGUGGCGCUGCGCUUUAGUGCCCAGCCCCCAAUAGUCACCAGCAGUGGCGCCGGUGGUGGAGGUGGGCCUGCGCCGGCUUCAAUCAGCAGUAGCAGCAGCAGCACUGCUACAGACCGCCAUCGGGAGCGUAUACGCCAGCAGGCCUGUGGCAAGCUUCAGUUUGGCGAGGGUGCUGCGAACACACAUCAGUUUACGUCAGAUGAUCUCGAGGACGAGGGUGAGAUAGGGCGCGGAGCCUUUGGUGCAGUCAAUAAGAUGAUAUUCAAGAAGUUGGAUAAGGUUAUGGCAGUAAAGCGCAUCCGCUCUACCGUCGACGAAAAGGAACAAAAGCAGCUGCUUAUGGAUCUCGAAGUGGUAAUGAAGUCCAAUGAAUGCAUCUACAUUGUUCAGUUCUAUGGAGCGCUCUUCAAAGAGGGCGAUUGCUGGAUAUGCAUGGAACUGAUGGAUACGUCGUUGGACAAAUUCUACAAGUACAUAUUCGAGAAACAGCAUCGUCACUUACCAGAGUCUAUCCUCGCCAAAAUCACAGUUGCCACGGUGAAUGCGUUGAACUAUUUGAAGGAGGAGCUGAAGAUAAUACAUCGGGAUGUAAAACCCAGCAACAUUCUACUGCAUCGCCGAGGCGACAUCAAGCUGUGUGAUUUUGGGAUUUCAGGCCAAUUAGUUGACUCUAUAGCGAAGACCAAGGAUGCGGGCUGCAGGCCCUACAUGGCGCCGGAGCGCAUCGAUCCAGAACGUGCCAAGGGCUACGAUGUGCGAAGCGAUGUGUGGUCCUUGGGAAUCACUUUGAUGGAGGUGGCGACAGGUAAUUUCCCAUAUCGGAAAUGGGACUCGGUGUUUGAGCAGCUGUGCCAGGUUGUUCAAGGCGAACCGCCCAGACUAAUGACCUCUUAUAAUGGCAUGGAGUUCUCCAAAGAGUUUGUAGAAUUUGUCAACACUUGCCUGAUUAAAAAGGAGAGCGACAGGCCCAAGUAUAGCCGACUACUGGAGAUGCCCUUCAUACGUCGUGGCGAAACGAGCCACACCGAUGUGGCAGUUUACGUGGCAGACAUCCUCGAGUCCAUGGAAAACGAUGGCAUCACGCAGUUCACGGCCAACCAGCAGGCGGAGAGUUAAUCAUCUCGAAGCAAAGAAGAAGUCAUGAAUUAGCUAAGAAUCAGCAACAAACACAACAAAAAAAGGAAACUAAACACAGAAAAAAACAUAAAAACAUAAGUUUUUCUCUAUUCUGUAGCAUUCAUUCGUAUCGUAUUUUGUUUAUAGACAAAAACAAAAGUAAGCUCAUGAAAAGUGUGUAAGCUGAAAGUAGAAGAGCUGUGUGUAAAGUUGAAUACCCAAGAGAAAGAAACUAUUGUACGGCAAUAAUUUUUGUAUUUGUGCGUUGAAAAUGUGUGAAAAAAUAAAUUCCCAAAUUGUAAUUGUUUAGAGAAAGCCAGAUAGAAGAGAUAGCCAACUGUUCUGGGCCGAUGUUUGCGGAUUUGCUUUGAAAGAUGGCAGCAAACAUCUGCCCAAGAGCUAUCCCCCAAUUUCCAAGUCCCUUUACGUUCAGCCAGCGAGCAUUUUUAUAUAAUUCCAAUUAUUCGUUUAUCAUUCUCGAUGGCACAUCCGCUAAGUGAUACGUAUUGCGUUAUUAAAAAAAAACGAAAAACAACAAAAGAAACCCAAGCAAUUAAAACGGCUUGUAGGAACAAACGGAAAUUAUGAAAAUCAAGAGUUCACUAUCUAUACGAGUACAAGCUAAUGGAAACACCAACACGCGCCCCAAAGCGUGCAAUAGAAAUAGUUCAACAAUACAAUUAAAUGAUGCAUUAUUUAUUGAGUAGAUUUUGUAAUCCUAUUAUACAUAUUUUUUAUUUUGCAUAUAAAAAUGAUUGUGAAAAGCUUUAAAUGA
Molecule: messenger RNA, 2339 nt
Organism: Drosophila miranda
Lineage: Eukaryota; Metazoa; Arthropoda; Insecta; Diptera; Drosophilidae
Gene: Mkk4
Product: dual specificity mitogen-activated protein kinase kinase 4
Exons: 5
Coding region: 278-1564 (428 amino acids)
Biological process (GO): MAPK cascade; protein phosphorylation
Molecular function (GO): ATP binding; JUN kinase kinase activity
Source: RefSeq, a predicted model, not a curated record